Molecule: messenger RNA, 2154 nt
Organism: Diaporthe amygdali
Lineage: Eukaryota; Fungi; Ascomycota; Sordariomycetes; Diaporthales; Diaporthaceae
Exons: 1
Coding region: 1-2154 (717 amino acids)
Source: RefSeq, a predicted model, not a curated record
AUGUCAAAAUACGAGGAUGACAAAGGUCAACCGAGGGAGAAGGAAAGGGUUCCAACGCUCAAUACGACUGACUGGAAGACACCACAUGGACAAGUCAAGGCACAGAGAGAUACUGAAGAUGUGUCACCGCGGUCUAAAGGCGAAAUUCCCCUGAGCGAUAGGCACACAGAGGAGAUCCGGAGGCGCAUCGAGGAAGUAAAAGAGAGGGCAGCGAGAACUAGUCCUGUUUCCGAUGUUCCAGUUCCUCCCCGAACAUCAACCCAGUCGGCUGCUCCGCCUCCCAUGCAUGCCAACCUGCCCUCGGCCAGCUUGAGCUCUGUGUCACCGGAGCUUCUGACGGAGCUGCGCAAGAUCAUCAGGGAAGAGGUCGAGCAGCUGAACAAAGGGGAAAAGCAGGCCGAGCCAGGAGAUAAGCCUUCACGACCCCCAAGGCCGACAUCCCCUGUCCGUUCAUGGACCGACACUCAGGAACAUGUUCUCCCUGCCGCCGCUGCCGCUGCCGCUGCCGCUGCCGCCACCACUGCAAGCUUGCCAAAGGACAGUGGCGAGAAGAGAACCAGCCCAACGACAGGAGGGACCUCUCCGACCACCACGCAGCACAGGGAUCAUCCACGGCAGUCGACUGUGCGCUUUAGCGAAGAGACCAAAGCAGCUGCGCCUGUACCGCCACGAAGCAGCGCGGACGAUACCCGCCGGGCCUCAACCACGAAAGAUACCAGACAAUUGACGGCGAUCGACCAGAAGUGGGGACUGCUGUUUGACAAAGACGGCGAAUCGACCAAGCGGAUGGAACAUGUUGUUAAGGGGCUUGCCAAAUAUAUCAUUGACGAGUUCAUGCCUCAGAAUUCCAUCGUCAUCACACCUGAGAAGAUGGCCGCAUUCUACUCUCACCACCGGUUAGACAAGGAGGUCUUCCCCUUCGCAGUACUGUUCAAAUCACGUUCCAAGCACCUUAGCGAGGCUUUGGAAAGCCUGUAUGAGGAUCUGGGAUGUCAGUACUUCCUUGCCCCCGCUGAUAGUAGGUCACGGCCAAGUGUGCCCGCCUUGACGCCAGCGGGAUUUAAGCACUGGCUGGUUUCUUUCAUGCAAGCGUACCCGGACGAGGAGGCAAAACGCCUGGACAAGGUCGUCUCAGCGUUGCCUAUCGAGGCAGACAGUCUCCUGGAUGGGAAACCUGAGAGACUUCCGAAGCAGAUCUCACGAUAUCUCCUUCCGGAAAAACCCGUGCGAAAGGUGCAAAAACUUGUGGACGAGGCGAUGAGGGACUUCACGCAAGACAUCAACAAUUCAUCGACAUCGCAAUCAAACACAGAUAACAACAGUGGCGGCACUGGCAGGCCAACACCGAUCGUCGUAACCCAGGAGAAAAGGCCCUCGACAACUACAAGCGGUGCGCAAAGCUCACGGUACAUACCGGAUGCUGCCGUCAAGGAGCACAGGUCGGAUGAGGGGCGGACGACCUCAACAGCUGCGAGUGGCAGCCGCGAUCACGAUGACAGCCGGAGAAAAUCGAUGCCGCCCCCACCAGGGCCUGGCCAUCUCGGGCGCACCAACUCACUCGACACCGGUAGCCGCAACCCCCAAAGCAGUAGGACGCCCCACGGCUCCUCAUCCAAUGCAGGCUCAGGUAGGGCAGCGGCCGGGUCCUCGUCGUCGUCCUCCAGGAAGAACCGCAGCCCGCAGAGGAACCCGUACAGCCAGUCAGUACCGUCUGGCCUCAACCGCGACGACCUAGGAAGCGACCGGGCCCGUGGGUCCGCCGCAAUAUCAGCUGCGGCAGCGAAUGUCGCUGCGGCGGUGCUGAGGCCCACGUCGCGCACGGCGACCGCGGCGGCCCAGCUCGCAUCUCACGCCAUGUCGUCGUCGACGUCAGCCCUCGACACGGGUGUGCGAGACCCGCGGGCUGGCGAUUCCCGCGACAAGCGGCCCAGCCUGGACGAGUCGACGCCGCGGGCGCCGACGUCGGCAUUCAACCUGAGGGACAAGGCGGGCCUCGAGAGCAGCAGCUCCAGCAAGCAGUCCAAGAGGCGGAGCAUGGUGCUCCCAGACCUCAAGGGGCCAACCUGGGACGACUACCUCAAGAGCUCCGCACCGAAGUCGUCUACUUCGUCGUUCAUGAAGAGGGCGGACCCCGGGUAUCACUCGUCGAGUUGA